GUCGAACAGGGGUGUGUCUCGCGGAAGUCCUUGUUCUCGAGCUCUCCGCGUUCACAGGGGUCCGUGCAGAUCGAAAGCCUCCCCAGAGAUGGCGAGACCACUGACCGACCACGAGAAGCGAAAGCAGAUCAGCGUGCGCGGUAUCGCGGGGCUGGGGGACGUGGCUGAGAUCAAGAAGAGCUUCAACAGGCACCUGCACUUCACGCUGGUCAAGGACCGCAACGUGGCCACUCCGCGAGACUACUACUUCGCGCUGGCGCACACCGUCCGCGAUCACUUAGUCGGACGGUGGAUUCGCACCCAGCAGUACUACUACGAGAAAGACCCGAAGCGGGUUCACUACCUCUCUCUGGAGUUCUACAUGGGCAGGACCCUGCAGAACACCAUGGUCAACCUGGGCCUGCAAAACACCUGCGACGAGGCCAUCUAUCAGCUCGGAUUGGAUUUAGAGGAGCUGGAGGAUAUCGAGGAGGACGCUGGACUGGGUAAUGGUGGUCUAGGACGGCUUGCAGCUUGUUUCCUGGACUCUAUGGCAACUCUGGGUCUAGCAGCGUAUGGUUACGGCAUCCGCUAUGAGUUUGGUAUCUUCAACCAAAAGAUCUCCAAUGGCUGGCAGGUGGAGGAGGCAGAUGAUUGGCUACGCUAUGGUAACCCAUGGGAGAAGGCCCGUCCAGAGUACAUGCUCCCUGUGCAUUUCUAUGGUCGGGUGGAGCAUACAGGGGCGGGGCCAAAGUGGGUGGACACGCAGGUGGUGUUGGCCAUGCCCUAUGACACUCCAGUCCCUGGAUUUAAGAACAACACCGUAAACACCAUGAGACUCUGGUCUGCCAAGGCUCCCAAUGACUUCAACCUGCAAGAGUUUAACGUGGGGGACUACAUUCAAGCCGUGUUGGACCGGAACCUGGCAGAGAACAUCUCGCGAGUGCUGUACCCAAACGACAACUUUUUCGAGGGGAAGGAGCUGCGUCUGAAGCAGGAGUAUUUCGUAGUGGCUGCCACCCUGCAGGACAUCAUCAGACGUUUCAAAUCCUCCAAGUUUGGCUGCAGGGACCCCGUGCGGACAUCCUUUGAGAGCUUUCCGGAUAAGGUGGCGAUACAGCUGAACGACACCCACCCUGCCCUGGCUAUCCCUGAACUCAUGAGGUUCUUCUUGGAUGUGGAGAAAAUGAGCUGGGAGAAGGCUUGGGACAUCACUAGGAGGACGUGUUCCUACACCAACCACACGGUGCUACCCGAGGCUCUGGAGCGCUGGCCUGUGUACAUGUUCGAGAAACUUCUGCCCAGACACCUGCUCAUCAUCUACGAGAUCAACCAGCGUCACCUGGAUAUGAUUUCUGCCCUGUAUCCGGGGGAUUCCGAGCGCUUGCGUCGAAUGUCUUUAAUCGAGGAGGGUGACCCCAAAAGGAUCAACAUGGCCCACCUGUGUGUGGUGGGCUCACACGCCGUGAACGGAGUCGCGCGCAUCCACUCCGACAUCGUCAAGAGCACAGUGUUUAAGGACUUUUACGAUGUGGAGCCAGAGAAGUUCCAGAACAAAACGAACGGCAUCACCCCUCGCCGCUGGCUUCUCCUGUGCAACCCCGGCCUGGCCGACAUCAUCGCCGAGAAAAUCGGCGAGGACUUCCUGAAGGACCUGUACCAGCUGAGGAAGCUGUUGGACUACAUCAACGACGAUGUGUUCAUCAGGGACGUGGCCAAAGUCAAACAGGAGAAUAAACAGAAAUUGGCAGUGUACCUGGAAAAACAGUACAAAGUUAAGAUCAAUCCAGAGUCCAUCUUCGACAUUCAUGUCAAGAGGAUCCAUGAGUACAAAAGACAACUACUCAACUGCCUACAUAUCAUCACCUACUACAACAGGAUCAAAAAGGAACCAAAUAAGAUGUUUGUGCCCAGAACAAUAAUGGUUGGCGGCAAGGCUGCCCCUGGGUACCACAUGGCUAAGAUGAUCAUAAAGCUGAUCACGUCAGUGGCACAGGUGGUGAAUAACGACCCAGUGGUGGGUGACAGGCUGAAGGUGAUCUUCCUGGAGAACUACAGAGUGACCCUCGCGGAGAAAGUGAUCCCGGCAGCGGACCUGUCGGAGCAGAUCUCCACGGCAGGCACUGAAGCUUCUGGAACGGGCAACAUGAAGUUCAUGCUGAACGGAGCCCUGACCAUCGGCACCAUGGACGGAGCUAACGUGGAGAUGGCAGAGGAGGCCGGAGAGGAAAACCUGUUCAUCUUCGGCAUGAGGGUGGAGGAGGUGGAGGCCAUGGACCGCAAGGGGUACAAUGCUCUGGAGUACUAUGAGAGGCUGCCAGAGCUCAGGCAGGUGAUGGACCAGAUCCGCACAGGUUUCUUCAGUCCCAAAGAACCAGAGCUGUUUAAGGGCAUCGUCAACAUGCUCAUGCAUCACGACAGGUUCAAGGUGUUUGCUGACUACGAGGCUUACAUCAACUCUCAGGAGAAGGUCAACAACCUCUACAACCACCCCAAAGAGUGGACGAAGAAGGUGAUCAGGAAUAUUGCUGCCUCCGGCAAAUUCUCUAGUGAUCGCACCAUAUCGGAAUACGCCAAGGAGAUCUGGGGGGUGGAGCCAUCAGACGUAAAGAUCCCACCACCCAAUGAGCCCAGAGACUGAGAAAGCAAUUGUGGCAGAUUGGCCAGUAAUUAGCGAUGCCUGCUCUAUCCCUCCCCUCCUUUUGACACUGCAGGUGUGUCUAGUUUAUUUUCUAGAUCUGCUAUACACUUGAUUGGUUCAGUUUGGUUGCAUUAAUGUUACCAUUGACAAGUGCAGGUUAAGCCUGGGGAAGAGGUCUCUUCUGAGACAAACUAAAACUUAACCUUUUAUAUCGUUAACUCCAUCACACCUGUAGAUUAAUCCCCAUAUGUUGCACUUAUUUUAUAAACACUGUUCAAUCCAGAUAUCGAAUAUAUAAUUCUUGGAUUAUUAAUAAUGUUUAAUUGCCUUGACUGUACACCAUAUUUAAGUGCCUCUAUAAUCCCGAUACACUGUUGAAGCACAGAUGCCAUAGCGGACGCUCAGCUAAAUAGCACUCUUAUUCUGUCGUUUGCUUGCAAGCCAAUGUGGGCUGUUGGCACCUGCUAUCCUUUAUGCUGUUAGCAAUUAGCACCUGGUUAGCCCUUGUACUGUGGUUAGCAAUUAGCACCUGCUGGCCCUUUUUAAUGAUGCUGUCAUCACAAUGGAGCAACAAGACCAGUGAAGGCCAGGGGUGUUAGUUUUAGACGUCAUAAUAUAGCUUGCCCAAUUUUCGUUCAUAGUCAUUUCUUUGAUAGAAGAGUAAGUCUAACUAUUGAUUUUUAGGUUUUCUCUCGCUCUCUCUCAAAAUUGUCUAGAAGAACUCCAUCGUGUAAUUGUUGUUUCGAACUCCACCCAUCCUACCUGGAGAUACUGGCAGAGCAGUUAGGUUACUGUGGCAACCGUUUAUGACUCCAUGUUGUCUUGUUUGCACUGCUAUAUUCAGUCUCUAUUCUACCACAUCCAACAGGAAAUUAACCACCCACAGGUGCUUUUAUAGUUAAGAGUGAGCACUUAUAAUGGCUAGAACCACAUUUUAAGUUGAAAAGAAAUUUGGUGGGCAGCAUCUGAAAAA
Electrophorus electricus (electric eel) is the source of this 3593-nucleotide messenger RNA. It is a transcript of the gene pygb, whose product is annotated as phosphorylase, glycogen; brain. Lineage: Eukaryota; Metazoa; Chordata; Actinopteri; Gymnotiformes; Gymnotidae. Gene Ontology annotation, biological process: glycogen catabolic process. Gene Ontology annotation, cellular component: cytoplasm. The record is from RefSeq and is a predicted model, not a curated record. Gene Ontology annotation, molecular function: glycogen phosphorylase activity; pyridoxal phosphate binding.